Thecamonas trahens ATCC 50062 is the source of this 1335-nucleotide messenger RNA. RefSeq lists its product as uncharacterized. The transcript has a single exon. The coding region runs from base 1 to 1335 and encodes 444 amino acids. The record is from RefSeq and is a predicted model, not a curated record. NCBI's taxonomy places the organism in Eukaryota, Apusomonadida, Apusomonadidae.
AUGCUCAUGCUGGCGCUUGCUCUUGCGCUCGCUCCCCUGGCGGCGGCUUCCUCGGCUUUCUCGGUCAUCCCCUGCGAUGGUUCGAACCGUUGCACUCCCGAAAGUGGCGCUAGCGUCACGAUUUCGACAGGCACCACCACCGCCAUCAAGACCGGCGACGUGACGGCCAUGGCUUUCUCGCUGGGAGGGUAUGGGCCGCCGGUUGUCGGAUCCGACUUUGCUCUCUUUAAGAUUGCUGCCCAGUCGCACGACUCGUACCAGGCGUGGACGCUCUCGGGCACGCCACAGUCGUUGUGGAACGCCUCGUUCUCGGGAACGGGCAUCACGUCCAACGGCGUGGUGGUGAGCGGCAAGGCUGGAGAUAUGCCGAACACCGUGUACAUGAUCAAGGGCCAAUCCUCGGUUGCUAUCAUCCGCAUCGACCCGGUCAGCGGCGAGCCGGUCGAGAUCUACCGCUCGCCGCACAAGGAGCACACGACCUCCUCGUGGCCGUUCCUCAUCUCGCACGAUGAGCGGGUGCUGUGGAUGCAGACAAAGCGUGACGGGGUCUUUGCCGUCACCGCCGUCGAUCUCCAGUCCCGAACUGUCGUCGCCGAGUACCUGCUCGAAGAUCUCACCGAUGCCUGGCCGGAGCUGCAGUUUGAGGCGGACGGCGAAACCCCGUUCCUGGUCGGCGUCGACACUCAGCAGCAAGUCACUCUUGUCGUCUUUGACCUCAAAUCCAACUCGACGACAAUGACUCGGCUGGACGGCCCCAAACCGUGGACCACUGCGUCGCGAAAGCUGCAGGUGCUUCCGAUGGCCAGCCACGCCUCGCGCUUUGUUGUCCUCUUCGGCGACACUGUUGCGGUGUUUGAGGUCGGGACGAGCUCCCCGAUUCACGCCUACUCGUGCGCUGGUGGCUCGACCAAGUGCUCUGUCGUCGGCUCGGCUUCGGUCGCUGGCCGCAAAAACAACAUCCUGGUCUACACCGAGCGGAUGAUGGCCGGCGACGCCGACACCUACCAGCGGGCGGUCGUCGCCCGGAGGGUAGACAGCCUCAAGGAGCUGUGGCGGAUGAAGGUCCCCGACUCGCAAUACGACUUGCCGAUCUCGACCUUUGUCACCGUCCCUAUGUCCGGCAACGUUGUGGUGAAGUCCGGCAACUGGGACCACGUCAAUGCCGCCACUGGCGACGUCGUCUACAGCGUCACCCACUCUGACCUGUGCAAGGGCGACAACCCGUACGGCUACAUCGACGAGUACGUUUUGCUGGGCAAUCACGUUCUCGUGGGCGCCUGCAUCAACUACAAGGGCUACGUUCGCUUCAUUACUGACCAGCUCGUCAAGGUCUGA